Molecule: messenger RNA, 2292 nt
Organism: Pipistrellus nathusii (Nathusius's pipistrelle)
Lineage: Eukaryota; Metazoa; Chordata; Mammalia; Chiroptera; Vespertilionidae
Source: the annotation of a GenBank genome assembly
AUGAACCAGAAGACAACCCUGGUGCUCCUCACUCUGGCGGUCAUCACCAUCUUCGCCUUGGUGUGUGUCUUGCUGGCUGGCAGAGGAGGACAUGGGGGUGAGCCCAGCCUGCCUCCCCGCUGUCCCUCCGUAUCUCCCAGUGCCCAGCCCUGGACACAUUCUGACCAGAGCCAGCUGUUUGCAGACCUGAGCCCAGAAGAGCUGACGGCUGUGAUGAGCUUUCUGACCCAGAAGCUGGGGCCAGGCCUGGUGGAUGCAGCCCAGGCCCUCCCAUCAGACACCUGUGUCUUCUCCGUGGAGCUGCAGCUGCCCCCCAAGGCUGCAGCCCUGGCUCACCUGGACGGGGGGAGCCCCCCGCCCACCCGGGAGGCACUGGCCAUCAUCUUCUUUGGCGGACAGCCCCAGCCCAACGUGAGUGAGCUGGUGGUGGGACCACUGCCCCACCCCACCUACCUGCGGGAUGUGACUGUGGAGCGCCAUGGGGGCCCCCUGCCCUAUCACCGACGCCCCGUGCUCCUCCGAGAGUACCUGGACAUAGACCAGAUGAUCUUCGACAGAGAGCUGCCCCAGGCUGCCGGUCUCCUCCACCACUGCUGCUUCUACAAGCCCCAAGAAAGGAACCUCGUCACGAUAACCUCAGCCCCCCGGGGUCUGCAAUCAGGGGACCGGGCCACCUGGUUUGGCCUCUACUACAACGUCUCAGGGGCUGGGUUCUUCCUGCACCCCGUGGGGCUGGAGCUGCUGGUAGACCACAAGGCUCUGGACCCUGCCCGCUGGACCAUCCAGAAGGUGUUCUUUCAAGGCCGCUACUAUAAGAGUCUGGCUCAGCUGGAGGACCAGUUUGAAGCGGGCCUGGUGAACGUGGUGGUGGUCCCGGACAGUGGCACAGGUGGGUCCUGGUCCCUGAAGUCCCAGGUGCCCCCGGGCCCGGCUCCCCCUCUGCAGUUCCAUGCCGAGGGCCCCCGCUUCAGUGUGCGGGGGAGUCGAGUGGCCUCCUCCCUGUGGACUUUCUCCUUUGGGCUGGGAGCGUUCAGUGGCCCGAGGAUCUUUGACGUCCGCUUCCAGGGAGAACGGCUGGCUUAUGAGAUCAGCCUCCAAGAGGCCAUGGCCAUCUAUGGCGGAAACUCCCCCAUGGCAAUGGUGACCCGCUACAUUGAUGGCAGCUUUGGCAUGGGCAAGUACACCACGCCCCUGACCCGUGGGGUCGACUGCCCCUACCUGGCCACCUACGUGGACUGGCACUUCCUCUUGGAGUCCCAAGCCCCCAAGACGAUACGAGAUGCCUUUUGUGUGUUUGAACAGAACCAGGGUCUCCCCCUGAGGCGACACCACUCAGAUUUCUACUCCCAUUAUUUUGGGGGCCUUGCAGAGACAGUGCUGGUCUUCAGAUCUGUGUCUACCUUGCUCAACUAUGACUAUGUGUGGGAUAUGAUCUUCUACGCCAACGGGGCCAUGGAAGUCAAAUUGCACGCCACGGGCUACAUCAGCUCAGCAUUCCUCUUCGGUGCUGCCCGAAGCUACGGGAACCAGGUCGGGGAGCACACGCUGGGCACCAUCCACACCCACAGCGCCCACUACAAGGUGGAUCUGGAUGUAGGAGGACAGAAGAAUUGGGUCUGGGCCGAGGACAUGGUCUUUACCCCCAUGACUGUACCCUGGAGUCCUGAGCACCAGAUGCAGAGGCUGCAGGUGACCCGGAAGCUGCUAGAGACGGAGGAGCAGGCCACCUUCCCCCUGGGAAAGGCCACCCCUCGCUACCUGUACCUGGCCAGCAACCACAGCAACAAGUGGGGUCACCCUCGGGGCUACCGCAUCCAGGUGCUGAGUUUUGCUGGCGAGCCGCUGCCCCAGAACAGCUCCAUGGAGAGAGCCUUCAGCUGGGGGAGGUACCAGCUGGCUGUGACCCAGCGGAAGGAGGAAGAGCCCAGCAGCACCAGCAUCUACAAUCAGAAUGAUCCUUGGACCCCCACCGUGGACUUUUCUGACUUCAUCAAUAACGAGACCAUUGUUGGAGAGGACUUGGUGGCCUGGGUGACAGCUGGUUUCCUGCACAUCCCACACGCAGAGGACAUUCCCAACACGGUGACUGUGGGGAAUGGUGUGGGCUUCCUCCUCCGACCCUACAACUUCUUUGAUGGGGACCCGUCCUUUGAUUCUGCGGACUCCAUCUAUUUCCGGGAGGACCAGGAUGCUGGGUCCUGUGAGGUCAACCCCUUGGCUUGCCUCCCCAAGGCUGCUGACUGUGCCCCCGACCUCCCUGCCUUCUCUCAUGGGGGCUUCUCUCACAACUAG